Molecule: messenger RNA, 1569 nt
Organism: Hemisphaericaspora subhashii
Lineage: Eukaryota; Fungi; Ascomycota; Pichiomycetes; Serinales; Debaryomycetaceae
Exons: 1
Coding region: 1-1569 (522 amino acids)
Biological process (GO): amino acid transmembrane transport
Cellular component (GO): endoplasmic reticulum
Molecular function (GO): amino acid transmembrane transporter activity
Source: RefSeq, a predicted model, not a curated record
AUGGCAAUUAAACAAUCAAAAACUAAUAAACAAUAUAUUCCUAUAUCUCAAGAAGAAGGGCCACCAUUAGUAGAAACAGUAUCUACACCUCCACCCACUUAUUCAGCUUAUGAUCAUAAUAGAAGAGAUGAAGAACAACAAGCAGCAUUAAAUGGAAAUACACCAAAUCAUGAAGAAUUCGAAUUACGAACAUUAGAUUCAUUUGAUUAUGAAUUAGAAGGAGAAGUACCAGUUGAAGCAGAAGAGGAAGAAGAAGAAACUGGUGGAUCAAGUAUGAAAAUGGCAUUUAUGAAUAUGGCAAAUUCAAUCUUAGGAGCAGGUAUAAUUGGUCAACCCUAUGCAUUCAGAAAUAGUGGACUUGUAGGAGGUAUUAUAGUAAUGUUGUUAUUAACAUUACUUAUAGAUUGGACAUUACGAUUAAUUGUCCGUAAUUCAAUCCUUAGUCAAACUAAAUCUUAUCAAGAUUCGGUCCAUUAUUGUUUUGGUAUAUGGGGGAAAAUCGUCUUAUUAUGUUCAAUUUGUUCAUUUGCUUAUGGAGGUUGUAUGGCAUUCUGUGUCAUUAUUGGAGAUACUAUCCCUCAUGUCCUAAAAGCAUUCAUACCAGCUUCAAUUACAGAACCAGGUACUCCAUUAGGUUGGUUAUUCUAUAGAAAUACAAUCAUCAUCUUAUUCACCACCUGUAUUUCAUAUCCAUUAUCCCUAAACCGAGACAUCUCCAAAUUAGCAAAAGCUUCAGGAUUCGCCUUGGUCGGAAUGUUCAUCAUUGUUGUCCUCACAAUAGUAAGAGCCCCCUUUGUUUCCAAAGAUCUAAAAGCACCACUCACCUUACCGGAAUGGACCGUCAACUUCGAUAUCUUUCAAGGAAUCUCAGUCAUAUCUUUCGCAUUAGUAUGUCAUCAUAAUACCAUGUUUAUCUACAACUCCAUGAAAAACGCUUCCAUGGGGAAAUUCGCCAAAUUAACUCAUAUAUCAUGUAUAAUAUCCAUGAUAUUCUGUUUAAUAAUGGGUAUAAAUGGCCUCAUCAAUUUCGGCGACAACACCAAGGGGAACGUCUUGAAUAAUUUCAAAAGUGAUGAUAAUUGGAUAAACAUCGCCCGAUUCUGUUUUGGACUCAAUAUGUUAACAACCUUCCCCCUUGAGAUGUUCGUCGUACGAGACGUCCUAAAAGAAAUCGUCCUUGCCAGAAAAGCCGCCUCGGGAGAAACUACCGCUUCGGAAUUAGAACUCUCUUCAAGGCAACAUUUCAUAAUCACUUCGAUAUUAGUAUUUUCCUCGAUGUCGGUCAGUUUAUUCACUUGUAAUUUAGGUAUGAUUCUUGAAUUGAUUGGGGCGACGUCGGCGAGUUUGAUGGCAUAUAUUAUUCCUCCAUUAUGUUAUUUUAAAUUAUCAUGGGAUCAAGAGGAUUAUAAAAAUGGGUUGCCGAAAGAUAGACGGAAGUUUUUGUGGAUGAAGGCGGUGCCGAGUAUUGGAUGUGUUGUGUUUGGGUUUUUGGUGAUGUUUAUUAGCUCAUAUAUGACUAUUAGGGAGUCGAUUGGGAAUAAAGGAGAGAAUCAUUGUGCAACUGGUUAA